AUGGCAAGUACGCUGUUAUCGACUGUUCUUCUCCGCAACGUCGGUGGUGUGAAUUCUUGUCUGGUUGACUACCUCCUUGCCACGUCAAGUUCCUGCUACGAAAUUAUCGUCUUUACGGAAACAUGGCUAAACGACCGCACCUUAUCCAGUCAAAUUAUCGGCCCCGACUAUGUAGAAUUCCAUUGCGAUCGAAGUCCCCAGAACAGCAAAAAAUCAACUGGUGGCGGAGUUUUGCUUGCCGUAAAGUCCAGACUCACGGCUCAGCUGAUCGAAGACAGUUCCUGGAACGAUUUGGAACUUCUUUGGCCACGCAUUGAUCUCGGUUACCGGAAACUGUAUUUAUGCGUAGUGUACGUGCCUCCUGAUCGCUCAAGUGAUCUGGUUGUAGCUGAGUCUUCCUCGCGCUGCCUCUCCAAAGUGAGCUCAAUCUGCUCUCCCGUAGAUGAUAUUCUUGUUAUCGGUGAUUUCAACAUGCCUGGCUUGAAAUGGUGCCCAUCCCACGGUGCCUUUUUGUUCCCAGAUCCUAUGCGCUCCUAUUUUUCGGCUCCUACCAACAUCUUCCUGGACUCUUUGAGGACCGCGACUCUUCGCCAGAUCAACAGCUUCGAAAACGAAAACGCUCGUAUGCUAGACCUCUGCUUCAUAAACGAAGGCUUCAGGAAUCUGACAAUUGAUUUAGCUCCCGCUCCUCUCGUCAAAGUUGUUUCUCAUCAUCCAGCUUUAGUGGUCUCACUCGAUGUUACUAACAUCAACGCCCCCUUAGAGGAAACUGCUCCAUUCUACCAGGACUUCAAAUACGCCGAUUACGAAGCUAUCUCUCGAGUCCUAGGUUCCAUCGAAUUGGAGAACGAGCUCGAUCUCUCUAACCCCGAUGCUGCCGCUGCGACUUUUUCAAACAUACUGAACUACAUAAUCGAUCGUCAUGUUCCGAAACGUAGCUUACCUUCCAACCCUCGAGCUUCCUGGGUCACUAACCAGCUGCGACAUUUGAAGACGGCUAAAAACCGUGCUCUUCGAUACUACAGCAAGCACAAGUCUCUCUACACAAAAGAAGAAAACCGCAAACUAAACACAGCGUACAAAAAAAGCAGCAGGCGUUGCUACCAGAACUAUCUUCACCGGCUACAACGCAAUUUUAAAACCAAUCCGAAAUCUUUCUGGAAGUACGUCAAAAAUCAGCGGAAAGAAUCCGGACUUCCGUCUCAAAUAUUCUUGAACGGCAACUCAGCAAACACCGAUCCUGAAAUAUGUAAUCUUUUUGCUGAGAAGUUUUCAAGAGUUUUCACAACUGGGUUCAUUUCCUCAGAGCAACUGGAUAUGGCUGUAAGAAAUAUUUCACCUCUAGAUUCUUCCUUAGGCGGUAUCACAUUCGAUGACGCAGCCAUUUUGAAGGCGACAGCUAAGCUUAAAAAUUCAUCUUCUACGGGUCCGGACGGGAUACCAGCUAUCUUCUUGAAACGUUCCACACCUACUGACUCCCAUUAG
Messenger RNA from Uranotaenia lowii, 1485 nucleotides. RefSeq lists its product as uncharacterized. The record is from RefSeq and is a predicted model, not a curated record. Lineage: Eukaryota; Metazoa; Arthropoda; Insecta; Diptera; Culicidae. The transcript is spliced from 2 exons. The coding region runs from base 1 to 1485 and encodes 494 amino acids.